Molecule: messenger RNA, 1266 nt
Organism: Lizanozyma spartinae
Lineage: Eukaryota; Fungi; Ascomycota; Pichiomycetes; Serinales; Debaryomycetaceae
Exons: 1
Coding region: 1-1266 (421 amino acids)
Cellular component (GO): nucleus
Molecular function (GO): histone binding; protein heterodimerization activity
Source: RefSeq, a predicted model, not a curated record
AUGGACAACAUUCCUGAUCUUUCAUAUGACUCCAUAGACCGGCUGGAGAUGGAUCUAGAAUCCAAUGAGCCAACCCUUGAUGCAUUUAAUAAGGAAAGUAUACUUCAAUUCAAGACCAAAUGGGAUGCUAUACUUGAUAAAUACUCCAAGAUUGAUGAUACCAAAGAGAGUGAUGAGAUAGAUUUAACCACGGGGACCAUAAUAACCGACAAUGGACAUAUUAGAAAUCUUAAGUCAGUGGUAGAAUUCAAGGGGGUGCCGAUACUGUCAGAUAUAUGGUCCACUGAUCUUGAACAACGAGAUAAGCUGUUACGUAGUAGAGAACGACGUCGUAAACAAUUGAAAAGCGAGUUGAAACAACAAUUGAAACAAACAAAUCUGUUUUGCAGUAAGGAUUUAUCACCAAAGAAACAUGGUAGUAACGAUCUAGAAGAUAAUAUACGGUUAUUAAGUCCAUCUCCAAAGAAGCCAAAGGUAUCAUCCUUUGAGAUACUGGCGCAAGCUGAGGCAGACGCAGAUUCACAGUCAGAGUCACAGUCACAAUCAGAUUCAGAUUCACAGGCACAAUCAAUAACAGAGUCAAGAACAGAAUCGCAAUCUGAUGCAUCUACAAAUACUGACUUUGAUGAUGAAUACCUGGUGAUAGCAGAAACUUCCCUCUCCGAAUUGCAUUUAAUAGAAUGUGCAUUCCCUAAUUGUGAAUUCACGGAUUCAAAUAUCUUUCUGUAUCAGAAACACUUGCUACAAUGUCAUAGUAAGACCCUCAAACGAAUGGGAUACCCCAUAGAUAAUACUGAUAUCAAUCAUAAUACCCCUAAACAGUUAAUAGUGGAUGUCCCCCUUCAAAAGGCUUUGGAAGCUUAUUUCCCCUUGGUCCAUAGUGUUCCUCCAUUACCGUUGACUCCAAAUUGUGUGCCCUUAUGCUGCACUCAAGUUAUUGAUGGCAGAAGAUGUAGAAAGACAUUCGAAUCUCAAGCAUUGUUGGAUGACCAUAGAUUACAUGCACCUAGCCUCUGUUCCACUAGAAAGCCAGUUUAUUUAUGUCCAAUGCUUGGAUGUGGGUUCAUGAUAGAAGAAAAUUAUCUAGAAUAUCGCCAACACUUUAUUGAUUCAGAACACCAUAUUGAACCUAAGUAUCGACGUUGUUUCAUGUCUCCCCCCAGCCAUGAUGAUGCUCAUGAUGAUGAUAACAAUAAUGAUAGCUUUUUGAACUUGGGUUCCAUGGAUACUGGUUACGAUUCAAUAGAUGAAUUAUUCAGUGAUUAA